Messenger RNA from Dunckerocampus dactyliophorus (ringed pipefish), 3923 nucleotides. It is a transcript of the gene ap1m3, whose product is annotated as adaptor related protein complex 1 subunit mu 3. The transcript has 12 exons. Gene Ontology annotation, cellular component: clathrin adaptor complex; clathrin-coated vesicle. Lineage: Eukaryota; Metazoa; Chordata; Actinopteri; Syngnathiformes; Syngnathidae. The coding region runs from base 149 to 1420 and encodes 423 amino acids. The record is from RefSeq and is a predicted model, not a curated record. Gene Ontology annotation, molecular function: clathrin-cargo adaptor activity. Gene Ontology annotation, biological process: intracellular protein transport; vesicle-mediated transport.
UGAGACGACUGGGGCAGAGACUGGAGGAGAGGAGGAAGGAAGAUGAUGGGAGCUAAAAUUAUUCGACACAAGUGACCCACUUCCAACUGUAUAUCCGCUCGUUAGAAGCUUGGUUCUUGGUACUCGAGGAUUCUUAUCACCAACAACGAUGUCGGCGUCAGCGAUAUUUGUCCUGGACUUGAAGGGCAAGGUCCUGAUCUGCCGUAACUACAUGGGAAACAUGGAUAUGAAUGAGAUUGACCACUUCAUGCCAAUUUUAAUGAAGCGAGAGGAAGAAGCAGAGAUGACUCCGCUGGUCACCCACGGCUCCUCGCACUUUCUGUGGAUCAAGCACAACAAUCUUUACUUGGUGGCCAUGACCAAAAAGAAUGCCAAUGCUGCCCUGGUGUACUCCUUCCUUUACAGAAUUGUCCAGGUGUUUCAGGAGUACUUUAAGGAGCUGGAGGAGGAGAGUAUUCGUGACAACUUUGUGACUGUUUAUGAACUGAUGGACGAAAUCAUGGAUUUUGGAUUCCCACAAACAACUGACAGCAAGAUCCUUCAAGAGUACAUUACCCAGCAGGGUCACAAGCUAGAGAUCGGGGCUGUUCGACCUCCUGCCACUGUCACCAAUGCUGUGUCAUGGAGGUCAGAGGGCAUCAAGUACAGGAAGAAUGAAGUUUUUAUGGACGUCAUUGAGUCGGUAAAUUUACUGGUAAGCGCAACUGGCAGCGUCCUCCGAAGUGAAAUAGUGGGUUCCAUUAAGCUCAAAGUAAUCCUUUCAGGGAUGCCUGAACUCAGACUGGGCCUCAAUGACAAAGUGCUGUUUGAAAUCACAGGGAGAGACAAGAGUAAAACCGUGGAGCUAGAGGACGUGAAGUUUCAUCAGUGUGUCCGUCUGUCGCGGUUCCAGAAUGACCGUACAAUUUCUUUCAUUCCCCCUGACGGCGAGAGCGAGCUCAUGUCCUACCGUCUUAACACAACGGUGAAGCCACUCAUAUGGAUCGAGAGCGUGAUAGAGAGGUUCUCCCACAGCCGUAUCGAGAUCAAGGUGAAGGCUCGGAGUCAGUUUAAGAGCCGGUCAACUGCCAACAAUGUAUCCAUUUUUGUGCCAGUGCCCAAUGAUGCAGACUCGCCAAAGUUCAAGACAAGCACGGGCAGCGCCAAGUGGGUGCCUGAGAAGAAUGCGGUGCAGUGGAACAUCAAAUCUUUCCCUGGUGGUAAGGAGUACCUGAUGCGGGCACACUUUGGACUACCCAGUGUGGAGAGUGAGGAGCUGGAGGCAAAAAGACCAAUCACUGUUAACUUUGAAAUACCCUAUUUUACAGUGUCUGGCAUUCAGGUGCGCUACCUGAAGAUUAUAGAGAAGAGUGGUUACCAGGCCUUGCCUUGGGUGCGCUACAUCACACAAAGUGGAGAUUACCAACUCCGGACAAACUAAAGGGUAAAGAUGCUGUUAGACGAAUGGCUCUCUGUGUGUCUUCCUCUGCACUCCUUACAGUAUACCUCCCUGCUUCUUGCUGCGUGCAUGGGACAAAAACAUGUUUUCCCCCCCUUACAAUACUGUUCAUGGAAUUCCUUCAGGUUCGUUUUCAGCAACAUCCUGAUUUCACGUUUUUUCCCAGAUCAUUUUUAAAUGCAGAGACCCAAAGACGUGCAAAUUUCUAAUAUAUUGUACUUUUUUUAUGGUUCAGUGGCUUCACUGAGUAACACCAAGAGAACAAUGCCUUUUUUUUUUUUUUUGAAAAGAACGUAAUCUUGCACAGAAGUGACUGCUUUAUGCCAAGAAAAACAAAUGAUGAUGCAAUUUGAAGCGUAUAGUAGAUCCCUGCUAUUCGCAGGGGUUAUGUCCGAGACUACCCGCAGAUGGCGAGUAAUCGAGAAGCCCCUUCCAAACCCUCCUGCUAGCUUGACGUUGACGUUCUCUGAUUUCGGAUCAACAUCAUCAAUAAAAGUGACUGUUGUAAUUAUUAGAUUAGAUGCAGCUCCUCUUCUCUCUUCAUCACUCCAUACAGUUUAAGGCCCAAAUUAUGUCUCACACACUUAUUCAACACAUUUUAAAUGGCAAAAUGUAUAGGUACUCACCACUAAUGAAUGACCGGAUCAUCGAUUAACAGAACGGAGUCAGGGUCUAGCCUUCAGCCUAGUCGUCAGGCUAGCGCUACAGCCGAGGCGGACUGACAUUGGGGAGUAUUAAUAAUGGCAGCUAUUUAUUUCUUUAUAUAUAUUUAUUGUUGCACCUUGCCUUGGUAGCUACAGGAACAUGCCGCUCUAGACACACAGCGAUCGCUGGUGUCUACAGACACACGCUGUAGACACACAACAGAAGGAACAUGUUGGCACAGUCAGAGUCACCCCUUCCGACACGCAGAACAAGCACUGUGCGUAGGGCACCAUGAUCCAUGCGGCCGGGAGGGCCAUUUUGUGCAUGGCGCCCAUAUGCGCAAAAGAUGCGCAUUGCUGCUGCGACAAGUGCAUGCAGCGUCAAGUCAGUCUGAGGCUUUGUCACCAUUUAAGAGGAUAAAAUCUCAAAAUCCGCAUCCCCUGUUGCCAGUGUCUUAUGGUGUAAUGGUACGCUGUUCCCUGUCAAGGCAGAAGGUGUGCGUUCAAUCCCAUCCCCGAGCAGCUUUUUUGUAAACUAGGGGAGGCUCGUAAGGGGGGUUGGGAUGGGGCCAAUCUGAACCACAAAGCCCAAGGCCGAAUUUUUGUCCCAGUCCACCCGUGCACUCGAGAUUUCUCCAAACCGCGUCUGCAGAAUCCACACUGCUUGCCUGUUGUCAUUGCGGUAACGACCUGUGAUACUAUGUUCACCCGUGUUCACCUCGUUGCAAGUUUUGCUGCCGGAUUGCCUGUCCAAGUUAAGACUUAAUUCACUUUUGGAUGUCACAGCACACGACUGUGGUGCAUUCAAGGACCGCAGAACUAAGUGCAAAAUCUCCAUGCUUGAUGAGAAAACAUUAUCAGUGAAGCACAAAGACAAAAAAUUCGAACAGUGGUAACGUAUGCUGUACAAAUUCUUACGGACUUAUGGUGAAUGAGAUGUGUUUUCUGCUGGAAAAACAAGACUAUUUUUGGAGAAAUAAAUUCAAAUACAAACAAAUAAAAAUCAAUAAAUACAUUUUUGGGGAAAUAUCUGCAAAUUGGAGGCACUGCAACUGCUGAUAAGCGAAUUUGCGGGGAUCAACUGUAUAUGUAAAAUGCUAACGGCAAGGGAUAACCCAUGUUGUAUUUUGGAAUUAUCAUAAACACCAUUUUAUAGUCCUAUCUGAUUGUGUUUUACCUUUGACAUUGCAAUACGGUGUUGUCUACACAGUGUCUGUAUGAGAACCUCUAUAUUGUAUGUUUAUGCCUUAAAUAAACUCUUGUGUCAUCGCCACUAGCACUGUGAACAUAAUCCCCAGUGAAGCAAACCUAAAACCAGCAAACAGGUCAAUGAUUAAUAAGGCAUAAUGCUGUCUGAGACACUGGGAGUGUAACAUUACACCGCUGACGGCCACAUGGAGCCUGUAACCUUGUCCUUGUGCUACAAAUCCUUUUGCAGCUUCUAAGAGAUUCUUAGAGAGUUAGCAGGAUGCAACAUUUGCCAUCUUUACAUCUGGUGUUGCUUGUCACAGCAUGUCUUUUGUGCAAAAUGCGCAAAAGGACAAGAGAAAGGACAGCAUGAAAGCCACAUAGCCUAAAGUGACUGCUUGUCAAUAUGUUUACGCAAUGGUCUUUGCAUUGCUCUGUUUUUAAGCACGUGUAUACGGGUCUUCAAAGUGGUUUUGAGUAUUGUUCUCAUUAUUAUUAUAAAUCUGUACCUGUUUAAGGCAAAACUAUUUUACAAGCAACAUAACAUUGUGUUGUAGGAAGUCAGAAACUGAUAUUCAUGUCACUGGUUGUCAUUCACUGUCAUAAGAAGCAAUGAGACGUAUUUGGAAAUAAAAGGGUUUUUGUACAUUCUA